AUGGCGCACAGAGCGUGGCUCAGCACGCUGCUGCACAGCCGCAGGGCACAGCUCCUGCUGGUCAACUCCCUGACGUUCGGCCUCGAGGUCUGCCUGGCUGCCGGCAUCACCUACGUGCCUCCGCUGCUGCUGGAAGUGGGCGUCGAGGAGAAGUUCAUGACCAUGGUUUUAGGGAUAGGACCUGUCCUUGGCCUGGUUUUUGUCCCACUGAUCGGAUCUGCCAGCGACCACUGGCACAGCAGCUACGGCCGAAGGCGGCCUUUCAUCUGGAUGCUGUGCCUGGGAGUCCUGCUGAGCCUCUUCGUGAUCCCGCACGCCAGCAGCCUGGCCAGCCUGUUUGCCCUCAACACUCGCCCGCUGGAGAUCGCCUUCCUCAUCCUGGGCAUCGGGUUACUGGAUUUCUGUGGCCAGGUCUGCUUCACCCCGCUCGAGGCCCUGCUCUCAGACCUCUUCCAGGAGCCCGACAACUGCCGCCAGGCCUUCUCCAUGUACGCCUUCAUGAUCAGCCUGGGGGGCUGCAUUGGCUACCUGCUGCCAGCCAUUGACUGGGGGGGCAGCUUUCUGGCCCCAUACCUGGGAGGGCAGGAGACAUGCCUCUUCAGCCUCCUGGCUGUCAUUUUCCUUGGCUGUGUGCUGGCCACGCUCUUUGUGACCGAAGAGGCAGCCACCCAGGCUGACGCCCUGGACGGCGCAGCACUGAAGGAUGCUCUCCCUAAGCCCUCUCCUCCUGCCUGCUGCUCUUGCCAGCUCUCCAAGAGCCUCCUGCAGGCCAGGCACAUGGUGCAGGCCCUCAGAAACCUCUGCACACUGCUGCCGUGGCUUCACAGCCUCUACUGCCGCAUCCCCAGGGUCAUCCGGCGCCUGUUCGUGGCCGAGCUCUGCAGCUGGAUGGCACUCAUGACUUUCAUGCUGUUCUACACGGACUUUGUUGGGGAAGGGCUGUACCAUGGUGUCCCCAGAGCCAAGCCGGGCACAGACGCCAGACGCCACUACGAUGAAGGUGUCCGGAUGGGUAGUCUGGGCCUCUUCCUGCAGUGCGUCACGUCCAUCUUCUUCUCGACAAUCAUGGACCGGAUGGUGAAGCGCUUUGGGACGCGGGCGGUCUACCUGGCCAGUGUGGUGUUCUUCCCCGUGGCUGCCUUCGUCAUGUGCCUUUCCCACAGUGUCAUCGUUGUGACCAUCUCAGCUGCUCUCACGGGCUUCACCUUCUCUGCACUCCAGAUCCUGCCAUACACGCUGGCAUCGCUCUAUCAUCAUGAAAAACAGGUAUUUUUGCAUAAAUACAAGAGCAAAGAGGAGGAAGAUGCAGCUCGACUGGACAAGAAAUCGGCCUUCCCUAAAAGCCUUUCCAGCCAGAAGCUGGCUUACCAGAACGGACACACUGGAGGCCUCUACUCCUCCUCCUCCUCCUCCUCCUCCUCCUCCUCUCCUCCUCCGGCUGCCGGUUCAGCUCUGUGUGUCAGCUCCUCCUGCGACGUCUCUCUGAUGAUGAUGGUGGGAGAGCCGGACUCGGUGGCUCCUGGCCGAGGAAUCUGCCUCGACCUGGCCAUUUUGGACAGUGCUUUCCUUCUCUCUCAGGUUGUCCCCUCCCUCUUCAUGGGGUCCAUCGUCCAGUUUACGCAGUCGGUGACUGCCUACAUGGUGUCAGCUGCUGGCUUUGGCCUGGUGGCGAUCUACUUUGCAACCAAAGUUGUCUUUGAUAAGAGUGACAUGGCCAAGUAUUCAGUGUGACGGGGAAUGCAGAGGGGCAGCACGCGGGUGCCUGCACGUGGCCAAAUGAGCCUCGUGUUGUGUGUGCUCUCCCCACGCUGCUGCUGGGACCCCCGGGGGGUUGCUCUAGGCCGGGGGCAGGAGCCGUGCAGCAGGGCUAAUCUCAGGUGUAAAUAUGAGGCAUCGGGGCAUUGUGCUUCAGGCCAGCAGUGCUUUCCACGUGGUGCCUUUAUCAAAUGAAAGCACUGCACAGCCAGCACCAAAGGAGAUUGUACAGGGGGACAGAAAGGAAGCUUUCCUUUAAUAACGGGUCACGUUUCUGUCGUGUUUCUACCUAAACUGAGCAGGAGAGGCAGUGAUAUGGGAGGGGAGGGAGAAAUCAUUGGCUCUCCUAUUUUCCAGCUAUAGAUGUAUCCUCUUACCCUGCUUGUUGUAAUUUUACUCAGCUUCUUGAGUAACACUUCAAACAGGGCACUGGGAGGAGAUUUCCUUGGGAAAAGGAUGGGUGGCUAAGGUUUGGUCAUGGAGCAAAAGGGUGCGUAUGUGCACACGCGUGCUCCAGUCUCUGUUCUGACUGGGAGAAACCCUUUAGGAGAAGAGUUACUAUGCCUUGUUUGGGAAAAACAAGUGACGUUUCAUUAGGACCAAUUCCAAAAGGUGACUUAUCUUUUACAUAUGUACCAAGUUUCAGCAGAUGAAAAGGACUUCUUAAUUUAUUUUUUUUCUGAACGGUUGUUUUUAGCUUUCCUUACAGUUCUCAGUAACUGGCCUCUCACUCCUCAGGGCUCAGAGCACUUGUUCUCUCCCAGUGCCUCCCAGUAGAUCUGGGCUGGUGUGCCUCUUCCACACCUGACCCCUAAAAGAUGCUGCAGUAUCACAAGGGGGUUUUCAGCCCUGUAACAGUGAAGUAGAAUAGGCAGAGCUCUCCUGGAAGGCUGUCUGACCACAAAUGUUCCAGGCUGGAGGAAGCUGCAGGGACUGCUUGUCCACUGAUGGCCAGCUGAACUCGGCAGCAGUCGCUGCUGUACAAGCUACCUCGCGUUGGUCGCUGGCUGUGUCUGUGUUCCUUCGAAGAGGUGGCCCCAAAGCAGCCUUCCAGAGCAGACCCUUCUUUCCAAACAGGAAGGCUUUUGGCUGUGCUUGCAGGCUGGCAGGAGUGCAUGUGCAGAACACACUGCAUCACGGUGCCCUGGUGCAUCAAUGCCUUGCCAGUGCUCCCGAAGCAGCUGCUGGAAAUAACGUUGUGAAGACUCCGUCCGCUGCUUUGAGAACAGGGCAAGCCUAGUUCUUGGUGUGUUGGAUGAAGGAAAGAGCAGAACAGAAACUCCUGAUGCAGUUUGUGCCUGUGGUUUGCUGAUCCAGAUGACACAUUUACUAUGUUACAUUUGUUUUGGCUUCUUUUUUUUUUUUUUUUUUUUCUUUUUUUUAAUUUCCAGACAGAGGUCAAGAUUCUCACUGAGGCGCAGCAUAAACAGUUACCUGUGAGAGUAAGGCAGAGUGCCUGCUGCACCGGGACCGAUGCUGCUGGGUUGUUUAGGUUGGGCAGCCGUCAGACGUGAGUCAUCUUCCACUGGCAGAGGAAUGGCUGCAGCUGUGUGUGCUUCUGGCCAGCCCCAUGCCUGAUGCAAGUGGACCAGCUGCAAUAAUUCUGCAGAUGGCAGAUCUCCGCCACUUGAAGAUUCCUCAUACACCGAGUAGGAGUCCAGGUCCUGGCCUCCAGUCAGCGUUAGAGUUUGAAAUGCACAGAGAAAAGCAUGAGCUGGGCGUUUGGAGGCUGGGC
Molecule: messenger RNA, 3490 nt
Organism: Oxyura jamaicensis (ruddy duck)
Lineage: Eukaryota; Metazoa; Chordata; Aves; Anseriformes; Anatidae
Gene: SLC45A3
Product: solute carrier family 45 member 3
Exons: 5
Coding region: 1-1731 (576 amino acids)
Biological process (GO): transmembrane transport
Cellular component (GO): membrane
Molecular function (GO): sucrose:proton symporter activity
Source: RefSeq, a predicted model, not a curated record